This is a messenger RNA of Cryptomeria japonica (Japanese cedar), 1687 nucleotides long. RefSeq lists its product as uncharacterized. Lineage: Eukaryota; Viridiplantae; Streptophyta; Pinopsida; Cupressales; Cupressaceae. The record is from RefSeq and is a predicted model, not a curated record. The coding region runs from base 762 to 1427 and encodes 221 amino acids. The transcript is spliced from 6 exons.
UGAAUAGACUAUACACUAUAAUAUUAAAUGCAUUAUGUCCUUUUGUAUUAAAAUCCUUUAUGCUCUCUUUUGUUAACAUAAAGAAGUAAUACAAAAUGGUUAUGAGGAUUCUAUGAAGAGUAUGAGUUAAACUACUAAACUAUAUAAAAUUCCACAUAGGAAUCUCGGUAUUGUGCCGAUGAGAGUGAUAGUGCUUUUUCAAUUUGUAUGAGUCAAUUGUUAGAGAAGAGAUCUGACCAGGAAGGGAAGAAGUACGUGACAAUGAAUGCAGCAGUUGCAAAGAAAGGAGUUGGGUUGCUGUUCAAUGCCACCAAGAAUGGAUUGUCCAGCAUUUCCAAUGGACUUAACAAGACAAAGAAGGCCUAUGCUUCCAAGCACGAGACUGAUGUGCUCAAUGAGAUCAAGCAGAGGGGUGUCAGCCCAGGAGAUCUUAUAUUUCAAGGAUCCUCAUUAUUGUGUGGGCAUCGAACAAUAUGUGCUGGAAUUGAAGAUCCACAAUGUGCAUCUGUCCUUGACCGGAAGCUGUCAGGACAAGUGUAACGCUAGAACAGCUUCAGGCACAGGCAAAUUCUUCGUGCAAUGCAUUAAUUCCAUGCCUGUCUUUUAAUGCCAGGUCAUCUCCAUUAAAGAGACUUCCUUCUAUGUUUGCUCUUAUGGAUGAAAAUUAUUAGUCAUUUUUCCUACUUUUCAAUUUCUUUUUGCUACUGAUUUUGGAGACCAAAUAGAGCGAAAUCGAACUGUGCAACAAGAAUGAUCAACAUAUGCCAAAAAGCCCUUGUGUCCUUCAGUUUCUUCAAAGAUAUUGCAUGCCAGUAAGGAGCAAAGAUCAAAAGUUGCAAGAGUGUGAGAAGAAGCAGAUGGAAGCCUUCCAACGGGUAUACUUUUUAUACAUGGCUGGUUACAAACAUGAGUUAGUUGCUGCGGCCCAAAUGGCUGGCAAACGCCUAGCAGAUCCUCUGAAGAGUAGUGUGCCUUUAGAAGCAGUUAUGAUAUUAGGAAACUCUCUAUGCAAUGAAUGUUCACAAUAUGGAGACUUUGAAAAGGGAAAUAUCUAUCAGAAUAUGCAAGACUUUGUGACAAAAUCAAGAAUGUCAAAAGAUCAUUAUGACAGAGAAUCAAUAGUGCAUGAUAUUUAUUAUGCAGUAUUGAUUGCAGUGGAGAAAUAUGGAACAGAGGAACAAACGUUAGAGAAAACAUUCAAGGGUGCUGCAUCGCGUAUAAUUGGAAGUGCAAUGCAUGUAACAGAUGCCAAAAUUGACCCAAGGGUAAAAGCAGCAAAAGCAAUCUACCUCUUUGCAGCAGAAAUCAGUUCUUGUGGGAGAGAAGCUGAAUUAAAGAAGCAAAAGCAAUUGGAAGAUGCAGAAGAAUUGUUGAGAAAAGAGAAAGAAAAACAGCGCAAAUUUGGUCGGAGUGCAAGUGUGAUAUAGUGGUUUGGGGUUGUGGACCUAGGUUCAAGCCCUAUUUUGCUCAAAGCUCUAAGUACAUAAGAUAGAAGUUUGCCCCCGCGGUUCAGGGUUCUUUCUUAUAAAAUAUCAGCCAUGGAAAAUGUAUUAUCAGCUUGUAUUGAUUUAAUAUUGUAUAUUACAGUCUUUACAUUUGAGUAGGUCAUUUACAGAGAUUUGGCUACGGCUGUAUUGUAGUAUUUUUUUUUAUUAAAAAUAAGUGAAGAAAUAAACAAUUCUUUUUA